AUGGUCGCUUUGCUAGCGGCCUCAAAUUCAUCGGCUACGCAAUUAUCUGACUCUAAUCCAUCGGCUACAAAGUCGUCUACCGUAUUGCCUGAUGAAGACCCAGAGAGCCCAAGCGAGAAAGAAGGCGAACUUCUUUUGGAGCAUUUUGCCACGAAAAUGGUGCAUUUAUUCCCAUUUGUCGUGAUUCCAACCAGUGUCACAGCAGAGCAAUUACGCCAAGAAAAACCAUUUCUCUUCCUUAAUCUCGCAAUGGUCGCGUGCCAGAGUGCAUCGCGUCAACGAGAGCUCUCCAAGACCGUCAAGGAAUAUGUAGCCGAGCAUAUUGUUUUACGGAGUGAGCGGAGUCUCGAUCUUUUACAAGGUCUCCUUGUUUUCUUAGCAUGGUUCAUAGGACAUUCGCCUGCUCCUGGACAGACUGGAGAAGUACUACCAGGAUUGACCCCACAGCAGGCUACUCAAGGCCCCGCACAACUAGAUGCCUUUAUGCAAUUAGCUCUGGGUCAGCUAGUAAGCUUACAUCUAGCUGUGGGGUUAAGCUCCCCGAAUAGAUUGACCAAGCCAAUCGGCUAUGUAAGGAAACUGGAUGCCUUGGUUGACUCGAAGCCUUUACGCACGCUAGAAGAGCGACGCGCCUAUUUAGGAUGCUACUAUUUGACUGUUAUGUACGGGCGCCGAUCAUACAUUCUUCUUGAGAAGCGAGCAAAACGUUGA
This is a messenger RNA of Penicillium waksmanii, 711 nucleotides long. RefSeq lists its product as uncharacterized. The transcript has a single exon. Gene Ontology annotation, biological process: regulation of DNA-templated transcription. Lineage: Eukaryota; Fungi; Ascomycota; Eurotiomycetes; Eurotiales; Aspergillaceae. The record is from RefSeq and is a predicted model, not a curated record. The coding region runs from base 1 to 711 and encodes 236 amino acids. Gene Ontology annotation, molecular function: DNA-binding transcription factor activity, RNA polymerase II-specific; transcription cis-regulatory region binding. Gene Ontology annotation, cellular component: nucleus.